AAAAAAAAAGGAAAUGCUGCAUUGGUGGCUGUAGUUGUGCCGAGUGCGGCGUAGGCAGCGGCGUUUUCCCGGCAGCUGGUGUUAGGCCGGUGUUUGUCGGGGAGCCCUCCGUGGUAACACGCGUGAUCUUUCCCCACGGCCGGUGUCCGGGGUUGAACUGUCCUUUGGAAGGUGCAAUAAAAUCACGCUUCCUUUCCCGGAGAGGCUGUCGCCUGUUGAGUGGGUGCCUGUCGUGGCGCUGCCGGACAUUUGCAGUUGCCGUGUUGGGAGAUCUCUGCCUUCGGGAGCAAAGCUCCAGUCACCGCUGGCAGCGGCUUCCAGAGGCUCUGCUGGCGUGGGGGGCGGUGUGCAGGGCGAGUGGAAAGACGGGAACUGCUUCCCUCUUAGCUGUGGAGUGACAGGGUUUGGUGUGUGUGUUUCAGGUGGGUACCCCAUAUGUGGGGUGUUAUCACUCCACAAAGCUAAAUUGAAAUUCCAGCUCUUAACCCCGUUUAAGGUAGCGAAUCUAAAUUGUGCAUAGCUACCUGUCCCUCUGGCUUUCCCUGCCAGGCUUCUCUCCAUCUCAAGGUGCACUGUGUGUUGCAUCUAAUGUUCAUGUUAACAAUUUAUUGAAAAUAAGACAUUAAAAGAUUAUAAUGUGGAUAACUCAAUCCACAAAGCAUCGUGUGGUCCUCACGCAGAGUAGUUGUGUGGCUGACAGUUUAUCUUCAGCAUCGGAACAAUCCUGCCAUGUCUUUUAGCCACACCUAGGCGUACGCCUUUACCAAUGUUUUUACCUGCUGGAGUUUCAAUAGCCAGUGUGUUUUGGAGUGCUGUGGAAAAAAAAAAAAAAAAAAAAAAAAUCAAGCGUUAGUUGUGCAGAGCUGACGUGUUCCUGAAAAGCGUGGCUCGUGGCUCCCCAGGUUGCUGUUGCCGCUUGGUUGUUGGAAGCUGCUCGCUGGAAGGUGCUCGGUGUUUGAUACUGAGAGUAGCUCCUCCUGAGAGGCGGGUUACCUGGAGCAGGGGAUGCUUGUUUGGAGCUCGUUGGUGUGCAGUGGCACUCAAGUCGAUCGCAGUUAUCUGAACGACUGAUGUCACGAUAUUUCUGAACCGUGGGCAUCUCUGAAGCCAAAUUUGUAACGGAAAAUGCUCUGAAGACGAACUGGACAGCGCCCGCCGGGACUAAAGCCGUCUGAAAAAAAUCAUCCUUCGCCCAAAGGCCUGUUUGUCAUCCAGAGGGAAGAACCUCUACAACGGCUGAACUCUGCGAGUGAUGGGCUCGGAGAACAGCGCUUUAAAGAGCUACGCCCUAGAAGAGCCGCCGUUCACACUGCCAACUGGACACACGAUUUACCCAGCCGUGCUACAAGAUGGCAAACUCGCUUCAGUCUUCGUGUACAAGCGAGAGAACGAAGAUAAGGUCAAUAAAGCUGCCAAGCACCUGAAAACCUUGCGCCACCCUUGCCUUCUGCGCUUCCUCUCUUGUACUGUGGAAGCAAAUGGGAUCCACCUGGUUACAGAACGCGUGAAGCCUUUGGAGACGGUCCUGGAGACGCUCUCUUCCUCAGAAAUCUGCGCGGGGAUCUAUGACGUGUUGCUGGCGCUCAUCUUCCUCCAUGACAGGGGAAACCUAACUCAUAACAAUGUCUGCUUAUCAUCCGUGUUUGUAAGUGAGGAUGGGCACUGGAAGCUGGGAGGAAUGGAAACGGUGUGUAACUUCAGUGAAGCCACCCCAGAGUUCCUCUGUCAUGUCAGGUCGGUACGAGACCACUCAUGCAUCCCUUGCGAGGAGAUGUCCGCAGAUUUCAAAAUUCUGCCCAGCAGCUAUGGGCACGCGAGGGAUGCCUACGCCUUCGGAACAAUGGUUGAAAAUCUCCUGACGGUCCUAAACGAUCAGGUUUCAGCAGAUAUUCUCUCCAGUUUUCAGCAAACCUUGCGCUGUACACUGCUGAAUCCAGAUCCAAAGUGUCGUCCACCACUGUCCGGCUUACUGUCUCACGAGUUCUUCAGGAAUGAUUUUCUGGAAGUUGUGAAUUUUCUGAAGACCUUAACGCUAAAGUCUGAGGAGGAGAAAACUGAAUUUUUCAAGUUCCUGCUGGACAGGGUGGCUGGCUUGUCAGAGGAGCUGAUAGCGUCACGGCUGGUGCCUCUUCUACUCAAUCAGCUCGUGUUUGCAGAACCCGUAGCUGUCAAGAGUUUUCUUCCUCAUCUCCUGGGUCCAAAGAAAGAGCAAACUGGAGAAAGCCAGACCAGCUGCCUCCUGUCGCCAGCCUUGUUCCAGACCCACGUCAUCCCUGUGCUGCUGAAGCUGUUCGAGGUUCACGAGGAGCACGUUCGAAUGGUGCUGCUGUCUCACAUUCAUGCCUACGCAGAACUGUUCUCUCGGGAGGAGUUGAAAAACAUCAUAUUGCCACAGGUACUGCUGGGCCUUCGAGACACCAGCGACUCUAUCGUUGCGAUAACGCUGCACAGCUUAGCAGUUCUCGUCUCCCUCCUUGGACCUGAAGUUGUUGUAGGUGGAGAAAGAACGAAGAUUUUCAAAAGCUCUGCACCGAGUUUCAUGAAAACUGCUGAUCUCUCCCCGGAAGACUCCCCCAGUCAUGUUUUAAGCAAUCAGAGAAAUCAAACCUCUCGGCCCUUGAAGAACAAUUCUAGUGUGUUCCCCAUCUCUGGAAGUGUACCUGUCAAGAAGCUUUCUGGGCGACAAGACAAUCCACUGGUUUUAAAGACAGGUGAGCAAGACACUCAGUCCCCCCUGAAUGGAAUUCCUGGAAGCAUUAACGUGCUAGGGAGCAGCAGGAGCUCUUUGACUACCUCCGAAAAGGCCGCAGAGGAGUGGCCAGACUGGAGUGAGCCAGAGGAGACAGACACUGAGAAAACUGUGAACAUUCAAAUUCAGCCCCGAGAGCCGCAGGGCAACGUGGGACCUUAUUUUGCUGAACAGGAUGUAGAUGAGAAGCCUUGGGAUGACGUUGAGCCCAGCAGCCCUAGUCCUGAACUGUCCUCAGGAAACUGCCUCACUGUGACACAGGCUGAUGCAGUGGAAACGCCGAGGCCUCUGCCAGGUACCCAGCAACUGAGCAAGGAAUUCAGAAGCCUCAGACCCGGUCCCCCCGCAAAGUCCUGCCCCGGGAACAGCUGGAGCAACGGCAAGUGGGAACAGCGGGGAGAAACUGUGCUGCCAAAAAUGACCUUUCAGGAAAGGUCGAAGUCAUCAUCGGAGUCUGGCCUAGGAGAAGAAUUCACGAUCAAAGUGAAGAGGAAACCCGUGCGAGACCCUGAGCUGGACUGGUUUGCUGACAUGAUCCCAGACAUUAAACCUUCUUCAGCCAUCGUGAUUUUACCUGAAGCGAGGACAGAGGCCGUUGUUCCCAGUCACUCUGGUGGAGCAUCCAGCAGAGAUGGUGCCUCCCAGAACGUGCCGUUUUCAUCCAAAUUUGCAGCAGCUGAUGUUAUCGAGGCUGAAGCUGCAGGCUGGGGUGAAGAAGAGGACUUAAACUGGGAAGAUGAUACUACCUGGUAAUGGGACUGAAAGAGACAAAGGCAAUUUCUGGUGCGUUGGAUUCUGUAAGAGAAGUCGCUGCUUCCCCACUACCCUGGACAAGUACCUCAGCACUGCUUUUGCCAGAAGGCAGGCGCUUGCUGCAGCAGCCAGCAAGAUCCCGUGGGGCCUGAUCUCCUGCCCUGGCUGCUCCUUUCCAGUCUGUGCCAAAAUCUGCAGGGCUGAGGCCUGCGCCCAAGCAAUCCGCCCAGCCGGGGGGUGCGGCAGGGGGUGCUGACGGUGCUGCUGGAGGCCCGGCGUGGUGUAAGCGAUUGUUCCAGAACUCAUCCCUGCUCUGAAAAACUGAUGACAAUAAAUGAAAGUCACACCGACAUCCUUCGUUAA
Messenger RNA from Tyto alba (common barn owl), 3865 nucleotides. RefSeq names its product SCY1 like pseudokinase 3 (gene SCYL3). The record is from RefSeq and is a predicted model, not a curated record. NCBI's taxonomy places the organism in Eukaryota, Metazoa, Chordata, Aves, Strigiformes, Tytonidae. The transcript is spliced from 14 exons. Bases 1253 to 3502 code for a protein of 749 amino acids. Gene Ontology annotation, biological process: protein phosphorylation. Gene Ontology annotation, molecular function: ATP binding; protein kinase activity.